Molecule: messenger RNA, 2688 nt
Organism: Pterocles gutturalis (yellow-throated sandgrouse)
Lineage: Eukaryota; Metazoa; Chordata; Aves; Pterocliformes; Pteroclidae
Product: brefeldin A-inhibited guanine nucleotide-exchange protein 2-like
Exons: 19
Biological process (GO): regulation of ARF protein signal transduction
Molecular function (GO): guanyl-nucleotide exchange factor activity
Source: RefSeq, a predicted model, not a curated record
AAAACAGAGCUGGAAAAGCAAAGAGAAGGCACUGCUGCUCCACCAAAAGCAAACUUCAUUGAAGCAGAUAAAUAUUUCCUUCCGUUUGAACUAGCCUGCCAGUCAAAGUCUCCACGCAUUGUCAGUACUUCACUGGAUUGUUUACAGAAACUCAUUGCAUAUGGACAUAUCACUGGCAAUGCUCCAGACAGUGGAGCUCCUGGAAAACGACUGAUUGACCGAAUAGUUGAAACCAUUUGCAAUUGCUUUCAAGGUCCUCAAACAGAUGAAGGAGUACAACUGCAGAUAAUUAAGGCUCUCCUCACUGCAGUAACGUCUCCGUAUAUAGAAAUUCAUGAAGGAACAAUUCUUCAGACUGUUAGAACCUGUUACAACAUUUAUCUGGCCAGUAAAAAUCUUAUUAAUCAGACAACCGCCAAAGCUACCCUCACGCAGAUGUUAAAUGUCAUUUUUACACGGAUGGAAAAUCAAGCUAUACAAGAAUCCAGAGAAGUAGAAAAAACAAAUCAUCAAAAAUCCCAGUCUCCUGCAAUUCAAGUGGUGCCCAAGUCUCCAAAGAUUGGUCAGUCAAAGCACAGCUGUCAGGAAGGCAAACCCACCACUUCUGUAAGCGUGGAAUUAACCAACGGUGAGCCUGAGAGGGCAGAAGAUGGAGACAUGAAGCUGGAACAGGAUCUGACUCUUUCAGCAUCAGAAGAAACAACUGAUGGAGAAAAGGAGAUGGUUAAAGGCAUCUUGGAAGAUGUGGUCAAGUCAGCUAUGAAAGUGGCUGAAGAAAAGCAGGUAACAGAAGCAGUUAAGGCUCUACCUGUAUUAGAGACUGCAGAUAUUGCUCUUUCCAGCUCUAGUAAUGAAAAUGUACAAACAAAUGGGAUUCCAGAUGAUGGGCAAUCUGUUUCCUCCACUGAUAAUCUGGAAACAGAUGUAUCUGGACAUCAAGGUGCUGCCAAAUUUUCCCAUGUUCUACAAAAAGAUGCCUUCCUUGUGUUCAGGUCGUUGUGCAAGCUCUCCAUGAAACCUCUUGGUGAUGGACCACCAGAUCCCAAGUCCCAUGAACUGCGUUCUAAGAUAGUGUCUCUCCAGCUUCUUCUCUCAGUACUGCAGAAUGCUGGUCCAGUUUUCAGGACGCAUGAAAUGUUCAUCAAUGCAAUCAAGCAGUAUCUUUGUGUAGCAUUAUCUAAAAAUGGAGUCUCUUCAGUUCCUGAUGUUUUUGAGCUCUCUCUUGCCAUCUUUCUCACACUACUUUCGAAUUUUAAGACCCAUUUAAAAAUGCAGAUUGAGGUGUUCUUCAAAGAGAUCUUCCUGAAUAUUCUAGAGACUUCUUCAAGCUCCUUUGAGCACAAGUGGAUGGUGAUUCAGACUUUAACUAGAAUUUGUGCAGAUGCCCAGUGUGUAGUGGAUAUUUAUGUUAACUAUGACUGCGAUUUAAAUGCUGCUAAUAUAUUUGAACGCCUUGUAAAUGAUUUGUCCAAAAUCGCGCAGGGACGAAGUGGGCAUGAGUUGGGAAUGACACCUUUACAGGAACUAAGCUUGAGGAAAAAAGGACUUGAAUGUUUGGUUUCUAUUUUGAAAUGUAUGGUAGAAUGGAGCAAAGACCUUUAUGUGAACCCAAAUCAUCAGACUAGCUUGGGUUCAUAUAAACCAUCUGAACAGGAAUUGGCUGAAGGUAAAUGCCUUGAAAGUGGAGGGAGACGGAGUAGUGUCAGUUCCUUGGACUCCACUGUGUCAUCAGGAGUUGGAACUGUUGGUACUCAGACUGCUAUCCCAGAUGAUCCUGAGCAAUUUGAAGUCAUCAAGCAACAAAAGGAAAUAAUUGAACACGGGAUAGAACUGUUUAAUAAAAAACCAAAGAGAGGAAUACAAUAUCUUCAGGAGCAGGGAAUGCUUGGCACUUCAGCAGAAGACAUUGCACAAUUUUUGCACCAAGAAGAACGUCUCUGUUCUACUCAAGUAGGGGAAUUUCUUGGGGAAAGCAACAAGUUUAACAAGGAAGUGAUGUAUGCCUAUGUAGACCAGCUUGAUUUCUGUGGAAAAGACUUUGUCUCUGCUCUACGUAUAUUUCUGGAAGGUUUUCGUCUGCCAGGUGAAGCCCAGAAGAUCGAUAGAUUAAUGGAGAAGUUUGCUGCUAGAUACAUUGAAUGCAACCAACGGCAAACACUAUUUGCUAGUGCUGACACUGCCUAUGUUUUGGCUUACUCUAUUAUAAUGCUGACUACAGACCUCCACAGUCCACAGGUAAAAAAUAAAAUGACAAAGGAGCAAUACAUUAAAAUGAAUCGAGGAAUCAAUGACAGUAAAGACCUGCCAGUAGACUAUUUAUCCACAAUCUAUGAAGAAAUAGAAGGAAAGAAAAUUGCAAUGAAAGAGACAAAAGAAUACGCAAUUACAACCAAGUCUAGUAAACCAAGUGUAGCUAAUGAGAAGCAGCGGAGGUUGUUAUACAACUUGGAGAUGGAACAGAUGGCUAAAACAGCGAAAGCCCUCAUGGAGGCAGUAAGCCACGCAAAGGCUCCUUUUACUAGUGCCACUCAUCUGGAUCAUGUCAGACCCAUGUUCAAACUUGUAUGGACUCCAUUGCUGGCAGCUUACAGCGUUGGCUUGCAGAACUGUGAUGACACAGAAGUUGCAUCCCUUUGUUUGGAAGGAAUACGAUGUGCAAUUAGAAUAGCCUGUAUCUUUGGAAUGCAG